AUGCCGCCGGCCCCGUCGACGACCCCGGCACACGUGUCGCUAUCUCCGUUGUCGUCACCGCAGCCGUCGCUGCUGCCGACGCACGUCCCGCUCUGUCCGCCACCACCACUGUCUCCGUCCCGGCCGCCGGAGCGGGUGUUCCCGUCUCUGCCACCGCCGCGGUCUCCGUCGCGGCCGCUGGGGCAGGCGUCCCUGUCUCCGCCGCCGCUGUUGUCUCCGUCGCGGCCGCUAGGGCAGGCGUUCCCGUCUCCGCCACCGCCGCUGCCAUCUCUGUUGCGGCCGCUAGGGCAGGCGUCCCCGUCUCCGCCGUCGCUGCUAUCUCUGUCGCGGCCGCUGGGCGGGCGUUCCCAUCUCCGCUGCCGCUGCUGUCUUUGUCACGGCUGCUGGGCGGGCGUUCCCAUCUCCGUCGUCGCCGUCGUCUCCAUCACGGCCCCUGGCGCAAGUGCCCCCAUCUCCGCUGCCGCCAUCUCCACCAUUGCUGUCGGAGCCCCCUCCGCGGCCGACGCCCUGGAUGCCGACGCUUCCCCUGCAGACUCCUCCUCUGCCUCAUCAUCAAGGUCUAUUACCUCACCGGGCGGAGGAACCCCAGUGGUAGCACCUUGUCCCGCAGGGUCGGCUGCGGAGGCAGAAGGUGAAAAAGGGGUCGGUUUUGGCCCCGUACCCGACUGCGGCACCCCUCCUCCGAUCGCCGCGGUAGAGGCCACCUCUGCGGGAGGCCCCGCGGCCUCUCCGACGACACCGCCGCUCGCCACUGGUGGGGUCACGGCCCGCCCCGGGGAGGUGGUCGACACCCGUAGUGCCUUCUUUGGCGCCAACAGCGUGAUGAAGUCCCGAGGAGCGGCGCUGUGA
Setaria italica (foxtail millet) is the source of this 849-nucleotide messenger RNA. RefSeq names its product proline-rich protein 36-like. The transcript has a single exon. Bases 1 to 849 code for a protein of 282 amino acids. Lineage: Eukaryota; Viridiplantae; Streptophyta; Magnoliopsida; Poales; Poaceae. The record is from RefSeq and is a predicted model, not a curated record.